Anastrepha obliqua is the source of this 952-nucleotide messenger RNA. RefSeq lists its product as uncharacterized. The record is from RefSeq and is a predicted model, not a curated record. The transcript has 3 exons. Bases 180 to 884 code for a protein of 234 amino acids. Lineage: Eukaryota; Metazoa; Arthropoda; Insecta; Diptera; Tephritidae.
AAUUGAUCGCAUAGACAAGAAAAAAGUUAAAAAGCUCAACGAAAUUCAAUUAAACUGAGUAUUUAGCCAGGAUAAACAGCAGGAUUAACACAUCGAGUGACAACAACUGGAGGUGGACAGAGGUGUUGUGUAGUGCAUAUUUAGAAGAAGAAAAACUAGAAAGAAAAAAAAUUGUGAAAAUGUUCAAGUUCGUGUGUUUAUUUGCCUUGGUGGCAACCAGCGCUGCCGCCAGCGCCAAUCAAGUCUCCGAGACAGAUAGCCUACUGACCAGCGCCCUUAAAAUGGUCAAGGAGUGUGGUGAUCGAUCGAUGAUUUUGUGUAUGAAGGAACGCGCGUUGCACUACUUCGACAACGAGAAUGGUGAUGUCAAACUGACCGAAGGCAUUUCGCUAAUAAAAACCGAUGACAUCCCAGUUGGACGUUCAUUAAAUGAUGUAGACUUGCCGGCAGAACCAGAAGCGCGUGAAAAUGAGGUCGAUGCUUUGUUGGUGGAGCGUGUAGCGCGAUUCUUUGGCACACACACACUGCAAUUCAAAGUGCCCAAAGAUUCCAUUCAGGAUAUGCAACGUGCGCUCGAAGAAUCGCGUGGCAAGAAAAAGGAGAAGAAGAAGUACCUGCUGCCCCUGUUGAUGCUCUUCAAAUUGAAAAUGGCUGCCCUACUCCCGCUCGCCAUCGGUUUCUUGGCAUUAAUAUCCUUCAAGGCGCUCGUCAUCGGCAAGAUUGCAUUGCUGCUUAGCGGUAUUAUUGGUCUAAAGAAAUUGCUCGAAUCGAAGAAGGAGAACUAUGAAGUCGUAGCACAUCCACACUACUCGCACGAGGAACACGGGUAUGGACGUUCGCUGCACGAGGCGCAAAAGUUGGCCUAUUCAGCGUAUCAGCAAUAGGAGAAGACGCGCAAAUCGGGGCAGAAGAAGAAUGUGGCUAAGCGGGAGUGCAAUAUGUAUAUCCUGAA